Molecule: messenger RNA, 351 nt
Organism: Melampsora larici-populina 98AG31
Lineage: Eukaryota; Fungi; Basidiomycota; Pucciniomycetes; Pucciniales; Melampsoraceae
Exons: 4
Coding region: 1-351 (116 amino acids)
Biological process (GO): protein folding
Cellular component (GO): cytoplasm; prefoldin complex
Molecular function (GO): protein folding chaperone
Source: RefSeq, a predicted model, not a curated record
AUGGCAACUCCUAGGCCAUCAAAUCAGGAACUCGUGCAGACCGUUCGAUCUUUACGCGAAGAGAUUCGAACAUUAGAUGCUAAAGCCUCUCAACUUGACCGAGAUUUGGAAGAAUAUGGGGUGGUGAUGGAUACUUUAAAAAAGGCAGAACCAGAUCGAAAAUGCUUCAGAUUAGUCGGAGGAGUCCUCGUGGGACGUACAGUCAAGGAGAUCUUACCAGGAUUAGAACAACAGAGGUCAAACAUUGAUGAAGUUUUGAAAUCAUUGGCGUCACAUUAUCAAAAGAAGAGUGUUGAAUUGCAAGAAUAUCAGCAAAAGUGGAACAUCAAGAUCACUACCGCACCCUCAUGA